Messenger RNA from Arabis nemorensis, 330 nucleotides. Lineage: Eukaryota; Viridiplantae; Streptophyta; Magnoliopsida; Brassicales; Brassicaceae. The record is from the annotation of a GenBank genome assembly.
AUGUCCAGCUCCAGAAAUCGACCUUGCCAGAGCGUACUAAACAAUGUCGACCUUGUCGAAGCUUUUGCGAACUUCCACAAGCUCGCCGGAGCUCCUACCUUCUACGAUCUCGACCACGACGAAGCCAAAGUAAAACGAUUUAGGGAUUUCCCGAUUUCAGCUCUCCCGCGAUUUCCGUCCUUCCCCUCCCCCCAUUUGAAUUGGGUUUCCCUCGAGUAUCAUGGACUUCAAUCGGACUUAAGCGCCAUAUAUCUUAAAGGAAUGAUGGCGAAUGGGAACUCUUCAAUUGAAUUCAACAUGAUCCCAUAUGAUGUUUUUCUUUUUUACUGA